AUGGCCCUUCUUUUCCUACGGGAGACGAUGCCUGUUGUCCAUCUAUCCACUAGAUCUCGCCUGACGCCCUUGGCUUUUCAAUUAAAAGCCCGAAACUCACCAACUGGAUGCCUCGGAAGACGUCAAGACCCUCUGGCUCGCACAGGCCUGGAUUUGGAGCAGAAAAAAUACCUGGAAUCCGCCCUGCGCGUCAAUCAGGCGGGCGAACUGGCAGCAACCCUCAUCUAUUCCGCUCAAACUCCGCCCUUGCUCAAAUCCCAUCCCUCCCUUCGCAACUUAAUGAAGCACAUGUACGAGCAGGAAGCCGGGCACUUUUCGACGUUCAAUCACUUGAUGGCGAAACAUCGCAUUCGCCCCACUGCCAUGUACCCCGUCUGGUCCACACUCGCGGCAGGGCUCGGAUGGGCGACGGGAGUCAUGGGAAGGGAAGCCAGCAUGGCGUGCACAGAGGCCGUGGAAACGGAGAUUGGCGAGCAUUACAACAACCAAGUCAAGGAGCUGUUGACGUGGGUGGAGGCGAGGCAAGCCCGGGGGGAGGCCGUGGGGGAGGAAUUGCAGGGCCUACUUGGCGUGAUCCGCAAAUGUCGAGACGAGGAGUUAGAGCAUUUGGAUCAUGCAGUGGAGAACGAUGCGAAAGAGGCCAACCCAUACGAACUGUUGACCGGCGUGAUCCGGGCGGGGUGUCGCGGCGCAAUCUGGGUCAGCGAGAGGGUGUGA
This is a messenger RNA of Neohortaea acidophila, 717 nucleotides long. RefSeq names its product ubiquinone biosynthesis protein COQ7-domain-containing protein. The record is from RefSeq and is a predicted model, not a curated record. NCBI's taxonomy places the organism in Eukaryota, Fungi, Ascomycota, Dothideomycetes, Mycosphaerellales, Teratosphaeriaceae. Bases 1 to 717 code for a protein of 238 amino acids. Gene Ontology annotation, cellular component: mitochondrial inner membrane. Gene Ontology annotation, molecular function: 3-demethoxyubiquinol 3-hydroxylase activity. Gene Ontology annotation, biological process: ubiquinone biosynthetic process. The transcript is spliced from 2 exons.